UUUUUGUAAUUUUUAUUUUUAGUAAAUAAAUGUUAUGAAUAUUGAAAAUUGUACAUGUGUUUUUAAAAUUUUGCCUGGUGUUCAACGAUUUAAAAUUGAAAAUUUUCAUCAAAUAGCUCGAAAUGGGAUUAAUACAGAAUAUAAUCCGCAGCGUUUCCAUGCUAUAAUAAUGCGUAUUAGACAUCAAAAUUAUAAAACAACGGCAGCAUUAAUAUUUCAAUCUAGCAAAGUAGUAUUAACUGGAGUUCCAAGUCCUGAGUACGCAAGAAAAAUAGCUUGGAGGAUAACGAAAAGUAUAAAAUCAUCAUAUAAAGCGGCAAAAUGCGAGGAAAUGUAUGAAAUAUGCGUUAGACACCUAAGAGUUACAAAUAUAGUUGGCUCUUAUCGACAACCAAAUAGAUUAGCUAUAGAGAAUAUUUAUGGACAUCUUAAACAACAAAGAUUGAUACAAAAGGAUAUUUGCCAAAUAUUCUACGAGCCAUCUAUAUUUCCGGCACUUCGAUUCAAAAUGAAAAACAAAGAAGAAAAAGAAACUGCAUAUCUAAUAUACAUCUCUGGACGGAUUAUUAUGACAGGAUUGACUAGUAAAACACAGAUGGAUAAUUUGUUUGAUAAUUUUCUUUUACCUUUAGUUAAAAAAUUUCCAAGAUUAUAA
This is a messenger RNA of Meloidogyne enterolobii, 655 nucleotides long. NCBI's taxonomy places the organism in Eukaryota, Metazoa, Nematoda, Chromadorea, Rhabditida, Meloidogynidae. The record is from the annotation of a GenBank genome assembly.